This is a messenger RNA of Coccomyxa subellipsoidea C-169, 1854 nucleotides long. Its product is annotated as alcohol oxidase. The transcript has 13 exons. The record is from RefSeq and is a predicted model, not a curated record. Lineage: Eukaryota; Viridiplantae; Chlorophyta; Trebouxiophyceae; Coccomyxaceae. Gene Ontology annotation, molecular function: flavin adenine dinucleotide binding; choline dehydrogenase activity. Gene Ontology annotation, cellular component: membrane. Bases 1 to 1854 code for a protein of 617 amino acids.
AUGAUGGCGAGCCAAUCCGUGUUCCUUGGCACUCGACCAGCCACGCGCUCCCCUCUGCCGAUUGGGAGAGCUGGGCAUGGAUCAGCAGGAAGGCGAGCACUGCGGGUCAGGGCGAUAAUCAAAAGCGACAAUCCAGCUGCAGAUAAGUAUGACUUCAUCCUGGUCGGCGGCGGCACAGCAGGCUGCGUGCUGGCCAACAGGCUGACAGCAGAUGGAUCCAAGAAGGUCCUGCUGCUCGAGGCGGGAGGCGCCAACAAGGCGCGGGAGGUACGCACACCGGCCGGGCUGCCGCGCCUGUUCAAGAGCGCCCUCGACUGGAACCUCUACUCCUCCCUGCAGCAGGCAGCCAGCGACAGAUCGAUCUACCUGGCACGGGGAAAGCUUCUGGGUGGCAGCUCCGCAACUAAUGCCACGCUGUACCACCGGGGGACUGCGGCAGACUACGACGCGUGGGGUGUGCCGGGGUGGACCUCCCAGGACGCCCUGCGCUGGUUUAUUCAGGCAGAGAACAACUGCAGAGGGAUUGAGGACGGGGUGCAUGGGACCGGGGGAUUGAUGCGCGUGGAGAACCCUCGCUACAACAACCCCCUGCACGAGGUCUUUUUCCAGGCGGCCAAGCAGGCCGGCCUCCCAGAGAACGACAACUUUAACAACUGGGGCAGAUCACAGGCGGGGUACGGGGAGUUCCAGGUGACUCACAGCAAGGGUGAGCGCGCCGACUGCUUCCGGAUGUACCUGGAGCCAGUCAUGGGGCGUUCCAACCUCACAGUGCUCACCGGAGCCAAAACGCUCAAAAUCGAAACUGAAAAGUCCGGCGGCGCCACGGUCUCGCGCGGCGUCACCUUCCAGGUCAACGGCCAGGACGGCAGCAAGCACUCAGCUGAGCUGGCGGCUGGCGGCGAGGUGGUGCUGUGCGCGGGGUCAAUCCACUCGCCCCAGAUCCUGCAGCUCUCCGGCAUCGGCCCCCAGGCGGAGCUGCGCUCCAAGGACAUCCCUGUCGUCGCAGACCUGCCCGGCGUCGGCCAGAAUAUGCAGGACCACCCGGCGUGCCUGUCAGCCUUCUACCUCAAAGAGAGCGCGGGUCCCAUCAGUGUGACUGAUGAGUUGCUGCACACCAAUGGCCGAAUCCGCGCGCGCGCAAUCCUAAAGUACCUGCUCUUCAAAAAGGGGCCCCUCGCCACCACAGGAUGCGACCACGGCGCCUUUGUGAAGACUGCAGGUCAGAGUGAGCCGGACCUGCAGAUCCGCUUUGUGCCGGGUCUGGCGCUUGACCCUGACGGCAUCGGAUCCUACACGGCCUUUGGCAAGAUGAAGGACCAGAAGUGGCCCUCCGGAAUCACCUUCCAGCUGCUCGGAGUGCGGCCCAAGAGCCGCGGGUCGGUGGGUCUUCGCAGCGACGACCCCUGGGACGCGCCAAAACUGGACAUCGGCUUCCUGACUGACAAGGAGGGCGCUGACCUGGCCACGCUGAGGAGCGGCAUCAAGCUCUCGCGCGAGAUCGCAGCGGAGCCGGCAUUCGGAGCAUAUGUAGGCAACGAACUUCACCCGGGCGCAGCCGCCUCGUCCGAUUCUGCGAUCGACUCAUUCAUCCGUGACACGGUGCACUCGGGCAAUGCCAACGUGGGCACAUGCUCGAUGGGGGUGAAUGGGAACGCCGUCGUGGACCCGUCACUCAGAGUGUUCGGCAUCCGCGGCCUGCGAGUGGCCGACGCAUCAGUCAUCCCCGUCAUCCCAGGAGGCCAGACCGGCGCUGCAACGGUGAUGGUGGCAGAGAGGGCCGCGGAGAUUCUCCUCGGCUCGAACCAGAAGCAGCCGGCCGCCGCCGUCCCCGCCGCGCAGCCGGCCCUGGCUUGA